AAGCUCUAUUCAAUUUCUCUUUGAGCUUAAAUCAAUUGACAGCUUGCUAAACAUGUUUAUAAAAAAAUUUCCUCCAUGCUUAUAUAUGUCCGGGUGCUUGUCCCAUUAAUUGUUUGCAAUUAUCUUCUGGAGAUUUGGUUUGAAAAAAAUAGGAUUUUUUUUUUUUGAAGAUAUGUUCCUGAUUGGCUGGAUCAUUUUGGAUUCAUCAAGAUCUAAGCUUCUCGUUGGUGUUUUUUAUCUUAAGUUUCUGUUGGCUAUUUUCUUAAUGAUAUUUGUAUUAUUUGGGUUUUCAUAUGAGUUUUUUAGGGGCAAUGAUCAGCUUUCCAUGGUUUUUAUAUAUAUAUAUCAUUGAAUUUUUGUAUUCCUUAGCUUUUAAAUCUGUGACACCCGAGUAAAGGAGAGAUACAUGAAUGAACUGAGAUCACAGUUGAAUGAGAGUGAUUCUGAGGAUAGGAUGCUUGAGAAAAACUCAAAAGAAUUGAAGUUACUACCUAUUUACUUUUCUUUUCAGUAGCUCAAUCAUAAAAACUCCAAGUAAAGCGUGCUUUGUUUGGAGCAAUCUUAUGUGGGGUGACCUCUUGGAAAUUGAAGCAUGGGAGUGAGGAUAAAACAUAUUGAAAGGACUCGUAUUGGUUUGUGGGGAUAGUAGUCUUCACUUUUCAAAGUGACAAGUAGGUAGCGUGAUCAUGUCAUAGGGAAUGCAUGGGAAUGUUGAUAUAAUGAGGUGUCGAAUCCAAAUUCCAAAUCUUGGGCAUGAGGCGUUACACAAUCAUUAAUGAAAAGUUCUGUUUAUUGUUCAAAACAAAUGUCUAUCUACUGUUUUUGCUAUCCAAAAGAUGGUUGUUCUUUGUCAGGUGAUCCCACUGUAAGGUUCCUGUCCAUUAUUUUUUCAAGAAAAUUCAUGGAUACACUUGCGUGCAACUCAAAACUGAAACAGUCUCAUAUGCAUUUUCUGAACUAUUUUGGGUUUUUGUUUAGGAUCAAACUAGUAAUUUCUUCUUUGCUUGGUAUAAAGAGCCAAAAUUUCAACGGGAGUGGACAGGAAAUGCAGAAAUACAAUUGCAAAUAAAAAUAGGCUAAUAUAAAAAUGUGUUCUGUCUAAGGGGCCUUCCAAAGUCUAUCAGUGACCCAGUUGCAAUAUUCCAGAAUGAGGUUAUGUCCCCCUAACAAAGGUUUCUUUUUAACGGGUGUUAUCUUUAUUUUCAUUAAAGAAUAAGGGGAUGUGUUCUUGAUGCCAAAUUUUCUAUUUUCAUUAAUGAAAAGACCUAGGAAAAGAAUCCAAGCUUCAAGGAGGUUUACGUUAAGGUGAUUCACUCUUACACUUUAUUUUCCUAUUGGUUGGUGGUGUGAUGAGUAGCAUGUUAGAUCAUAUUUACCGAAAGGAUCUUUUAAGGUUUUGUGGGCAAUGAUUGAGUUGAUAUUUCUUACCUGCGAUUUGCUGAUACCUGAUGAUACUUUGUUGUUUUGUAAAUAUUAUGAUGGUUUGUUGAAUUCUUGAUUGAUACAAUUGGAGCAUUUGAAUGGCUUUCAAACUGGAAAGUUAAUUGGGACAAAUCAAUGGUUUGUGGUAUUAGUAUCGAUCUUUCUACACUUGAUUAUAUGCCAGCAAGACUUAUGUUAAAUUGGAGUCAUUACCAGUUUCUUAUUCGAGAAUGCUGGGGGGUGGUAAUCUGAUAUGUUCAGAAUUUUGGUCUCCUAUUGUUGAAAAGGUUUCAAAGAAAUUGGUUAAAUGGAAAAAAUUCCAGCUUUCUUGUGGUGGAGGUUUGGCAUUAUGCAACUCGGUUCCUUCCAACAUUCCUAUAUGUGAUUUAAAAUUUUUCCAAUUUCCUUCCAAUGUAUGUUCUCAAUUAGAAAAGGCUGAGUAAAUUCUUUUGGGAAGGCAAUGCUGGUGACAAGUUUAAUCGUUUGACUCACUGGAAUAUAGUUUCUCAAUUGAUGGAUGAUGGUGGGCUUGACACUGGAGGUCUGAGUUAGAAAAAUAUUGCAAUUCUAGCAAAAUGGGAGCAGAGAUUCUGUCAUGAACAUUCUGCUUUAUGGAGAAAGGUGGCGGCUAGUAUUUAUGGGACUGAUUUCUUUGAUUGGCAUUCAAUCUGCAAGAUUAAUGGUUGACUUAGAUGCCCUUGGAAUAAUAUUUAUAAGCAAUUGAGAUUGGUGGAAAAUUUCUCCCUUUUCAAGGCUGGCAAUGGGUAAAGAUUUUUCUUUCAGCAUGAUGAUUGGCUUGGGUAAUAUUCUUUAAAAUUAUCUUAUACAAAUUUGUUGAAGGUGGUUUCUUACCUUCUUAGUUCGGUUAAUGGCAAUUGGGUUCUGCUCUUUUUUCGUGGAAGCUGGAAACUAGAUGAAGUUUGAAGGAAAUUGAAUUGUGAAUAUUGAUUACUGCUGUCUUCUUUGAGUUCAGUGAGAUUACAGGCUAAAGAAGAUCAAAUUUGUUGGAAAAUCGACCCCUCUGGAUUAUUUCCUGUAAGAUCUUUGACGAAGCAUCAAAUAUCUCAUCCUCCUUUGAAAAGUUAGUGUCUUGGCAUGGAUCAUGUUCAAUGGCCAUCUCAAUACGAUUGAUUUGCUCCCAAAAGAGCUUCCAUCUUCAGCCUUGCAGGCCUCUCUGUGUGUUUUAUGUUUUGCAGAUAAUGAAGGCAGGAUCACGUCUUCCUUCAUUGUUGAAAUACAAUGGAGCGUUGGUUAUUUAUUUAUUUAAUAUGUUCAAAUCUUUAUUGGGUUUUCUCAAAGGAUUUAAGGAGCAACUUACUUCAGUUUCUUUAUGGGCCGAUCUUAUCAUCUCAAGGACCCAAAGGAGAAAGCUAAAUCAGAGACACGAGAUUGGUUGAACAAUUUGGUUAGUGAGUUGGAAUCUCAGAUUGAUAAUUUUGAAGCUGAGAUGGAGGGUCUAUCUGUGAAGAAGGGAAAAUCAAGGCCACCUAGAUUGAUUCAUCUGGAAACUUCUAUUACUCGGCACAAGGCUCAUAUAAUGAAGCUGGAACUAAUCUUGAGACUGCUUGAUAAUGAUGAAUUGAGUCAUGAGGAUGUCAACGAUGUCAGGGAGUUUUUAGAAGACUAUGUGGAAAGGAAUCAGGAGGAUUUUGAUGAAUUCAGUGAUGUGGAUGAUCUUUACAGCUCAUUGCCACUCGAUAAGGUGGAAUCCCUUGAAGAUCUGGGUACAAUUUGCCCUCCUAGCCUUGUGAAGGGUACAACAGCUCUCAGCUUGAAGACUACUUUGGCAACAACGGGAACUCAAGUGCCUGUUACUGUUGCUCCUAAUCAUCAACCAAAUACUGUCACUCAGGAUCAGGUUGAUGAUUCAACUUUGCCAGAUGGUAACACUGAUACUCUUUUGAAGACCCCACCUCCUAAGAAUAGUGUCCUUGGUUCUUCUGCUGCUACAACACCUACCGGGAACCAUGCAGCCUCCACUUCCUUGAAUGGUGCAGUGCAUGGGUCUGGCUUGUCUGCUACAUCAGCCAUUCUUCCAGGUUCAAGUUCUGUUCGUGCUGUGGAGGCUACGGGUGCUCCUAAUUCAUCUCCGGUAAAUAUGCCCACUUCUGCAAAGGAUGAAGAAAUUUCUAGCUUCCCAGGCCGUAAAUUGUCUCCAUCAUUUGCGGAUACUGGACUUGUAAGGGGUGGCAUGGGAAGAGGUGUCACUGCUAAUCAACCAGCCUCUAGUUCCACCCAUACUUCUGGUAUUGUGGUUCCUAGCACUAUAACUCUUGGUAACGUUUCUUCUGCCUCUGAAGUCACAAAGAGAAACAUUUUGGGAUCUGAAGAACGGGCUGGUAACAGUGGCUUGGUGCAGUCUAUGGUUUCUCCUUUAAGUAAUAGAAUGGUUUUGCCUACAGCAGCUAAACCUAGUGAUGGAACGAGCUCAGUUGAUCCUAGCAAUGUUAGUGAUGCAGCGGCUAUAGGAAGUCGAGUUUUCUCUCCAGUGGUUCCUAGCAUGCAGUGGAGGCCAGGAAGUUCUUUUCAAAAUCCGAAUGAAGGAGGGCAGUUCCGUGGAAGAGCUGAAAUAGCGCCUGAUCAGAGAGAGAAGUUCUUGCAGCGUCUCCAGCAAGUUCAGCAACAGGGUCAUAGUACACUUCUUAGCAUGAAUCUUGGUGGAGGGAACAACAAACAAUUUUCUUCGCAACAGCAAAGUUCACUUCUACAGCAGUUCAACUCCCAAAAUUCAUCUGUUAGUUCUCAAGCUGGUCUGGGAAUUGGAGUUCAAGCACCAGGAGUUAAUGUUGUUACAUCUGGUUCAUUACAGCAGCAGCCAAGUUCCUUCCAGCAGUCUAAUCAGCAGGCAUUAAUGACAAGUGGGGCAAAAGAAUCUGAUGUUGCCCCUGUAAAAGUUGAAGAGCAGCAGCAGCCACAGCAGCAACAGAGUUUACCUGAAGAUACUACUACUGAUUCUGCUGCUGGUUCUGUCCUUGGAAAGAAUCUGAUGAGCGACGAUGAUUUAAAAGGCGCAUAUCCAGUUGAUACUCCAGUUGGCGUACCUGUUUCAUUGACUGAGACUGCUUCAGUGUCGAGAGAGGAUGACCUUUCUCCAGGUCAACCUUUACAGCAUGGUCAACCUUCUAAAAGUCUUGGUGUCAUUGGCCGAAGAAGUGUUUCUGACUUGGGUGCCAUUGGUGAUAACCUCGGUGGAUCCUCGUUGACUACUAGCGGAAUGCAUGAUCAAUUCCAUAAUUUGCAAAUGCUUGAGGCUGCAUUCUACAAGCUACCUCAGCCAAAAGACUCGGAGCGUCCGAGGAGCUACACUCCAAGGCACCCUGCAGUUACUCCUCCGAGCUAUCCUCAAGUGCAGGCACCUAUUAUAAACAAUCCUGCUUUAUGGGACCGGUUAGGUCUUGAGACCUAUGGCACUGACACAUUGUUCUUUGCAUUUUACUAUCAACCGAACACCUAUCAACAAUAUUUGGCUGCUAGAGAAUUAAAGAAGCAAUCUUGGAGAUAUCACAGAAAAUAUCAGACAUGGUUCCAAAGACAUGAAGAGCCGAAAGUUGCUACAGAUGAAUAUGAGCAGGGAACUUAUGUGUACUUCGAUUUCCAUUUUAAUAACGAUGAUCUACAACAUGGAUGGUGCCAAAGGAUUAAAACAGAGUUCACUUUUGAGUAUAACUACCUUGAAGAUGAACUCAACAUAUAGAGGAUGUAUGGCAGUGAUCAAGUGAUUCUAAGCUUUCCCAGGUUUCAAAAUUUCCGCCAUCCUUUUGAAGUUCUAACUCUUUUCCUGUUUUACAGAAACUAGAGAUAAAAAUGUAUCCGUAGCUUGCCAACUUGUUGUAUUAAAUAUACUGGGCAAUGGGUGAAAAGAACCGAAGUCUGCACAUUAUAAUCUUUGGUGAAGUCUCAUUUCUUGUUGAGAUAAACUUUUGAUAGCAUGAAGGGGUCUGUUCUAUCAUCUUUAUUUGUCAUUUUCAGGUUCCAUAUCAGGCAAGGUUGCAGUGAGUUAAGGGUUGAUUUAGUCUUUUUACUUCCCAUUCCCUUUUUAAUUGUAAAGGAGACAUGAUACAUGUUGAGUUAUAAAGAUAAGAUGUUAGCAUGCGUUCCCUUGUAUUAUGUAUUUUUCUCAUAACUGACCUUUGCAAAGUCCAGGAGAAAAUGAGUUAAAAUCUCCACCUU
This is a messenger RNA of Cucurbita pepo subsp. pepo (vegetable marrow), 5592 nucleotides long. RefSeq lists its product as uncharacterized. Gene Ontology annotation, cellular component: CCR4-NOT core complex; nucleus. Lineage: Eukaryota; Viridiplantae; Streptophyta; Magnoliopsida; Cucurbitales; Cucurbitaceae. Gene Ontology annotation, biological process: regulation of DNA-templated transcription. The record is from RefSeq and is a predicted model, not a curated record.